UUUACUUCCCUCGUUGCAACUAUGCGGUUCUCCUUGGCUCUGCUGUGCCUGUGUCUGGCUCUCGCGGCGGUGGCUCUGCCCGGGGCGGAGGCGAGACCCGAUCUCUUCGACGUCGUGGAGGAUGUCGGCGAAGUCACCGGUGACGUCGUGGAGGAUGUCGGCGAAGUCACCGGUGACGUCGUGGAGGAUGUCGGCAAAGUCACCGGUGACGUCGUGGAGGAUGUCCGCGAAGUCACCGGUGACGUCGUGGAGGAUGUCGGCGAAGUCACCGGUGACGUCGUGGAGGAUGUCGGCAAAGUCACCGGUGACGUCGUGGAGGAUGUCCGCAAAGGCACCGAUGACUUGGUGAAGGAUAUCGGCGAUGGCAUCAGUGGCUUGGUGAAGGAUGUCCGCAAAGGCGCCGGUAACUUGGUGAAGGAAGCCGGCGAAGGCGUCGGUGGCUUGGUGAAAGUUGUCGGCGAAGACACCAGUGCCCUGGUGAAAGUUGUCGGCGAAGACGCCGGUGACAUUGUGAAGGACGCCGGCGAAGAAAUCGGGGACGCCAUUUCAGGAUGAGUACCAAGUCUCGUGAGCGGCAACACCACUCCACGCCCACGCCCUCUGCCGCCACAGCCAGCGCUCAAUGACCUUCUCAAUCGUGAAAAUGUUAUUGUGGUCUUUGACUAACUAAUCUUAAUCCUAAUCCUAUUUUUUUUUUUCGGUCUUCUGUGACGUCAUCCUAUCCUCAUGCCCUCUGACGUCAUCAUAUCUUCUACGUCAUUAUAGUGUCUCUCUCUGACGUUAUAAAUUCCUUUGUGGCAUUAUUGGCCUCCUUAUAGUUUCU
Messenger RNA from Penaeus monodon (black tiger shrimp), 823 nucleotides. RefSeq lists its product as uncharacterized. Bases 22 to 555 code for a protein of 177 amino acids. The transcript is spliced from 3 exons. The record is from RefSeq and is a predicted model, not a curated record. NCBI's taxonomy places the organism in Eukaryota, Metazoa, Arthropoda, Malacostraca, Decapoda, Penaeidae.